GAGGCGGGGGUGGGUGUGGGCCAGCCGGCUCAGGCGCGGGGAGAGGUGGCCAGGGAAUGGCCGGGCCGGGGGUAGGCGGGAGCCGCAGUGGCGGUGGCUGCGACGGCUGGGGGCGUUGAGCGCGGCGUGGGGCGGCCCCUCCCCGGAGGCGGUGGGGGUGGCCGGGCCGCACCGCACGGCCGGGCGGCUAUGGAGCGAGCCUAGGGCCCCGCAGGAAUUGUGGGAGGCACGCGCGUGAAGAAAUGCCCCGGCGUGUCUAGCCAUGGGACCUCGCUGACCGCCAUCACCACCUGCUCUCCGGACUCGCGCGAGAGAGUGGGUCGGGGCGAAGGGAGAGAGGCCAACAUGAAGCUGAAGCAGCGGGUCGUGCUGUUAGCCAUCCUCCUCGUCAUCUUUAUCUUCACCAAAGUUUUCCUGAUCGACAACUUAGACUCCUCGGCCGCCAACCGGGAGGACCAGAAGGCUUUUCACCGGAUGAUGGCUGGCUUGCGGGUGGAGCUGGCGCCCAAGCUGGACCACACCUUGCAGUCUCCCUGGGAGAUCGCAGCCCAGUGGGUGGUGCCCCGGGAAGUGUACCCCGAAGAGACUCCAGAGCUGGGGGCGAUCAUGCAUGCCAUGGCCACCAAGAAAGUCAUCAAAGCUGAUGUGGGUUACAAAGGGACACAGCUGAAAGCCUUACUGAUACUCGAAGGAGGGCAGAAAGUCGUCUUCAAGCCUAAGCGGUACAACCGAGACUACGUGGUGGAGGGGGAGCCCUACGCCGGUUAUGACAGACACAACGCGGAGGUGGCGGCCUUUCACUUGGACAGGAUUCUGGGUUUCCGCCGAGCCCCCUUGGUGGUCGGCAGGUUCGUUAACCUGCGGACGGAGGUCAAGCCCGUCGCCACGGAGCAGCUCCUGAGCACCUUCCUGGCCGUGGGAAACAAUACCUGCUUCUACGGGAAGUGUUACUACUGCCGAGAGACAGAGCCGGCUUGUGCCGACGGGGACACCAUGGAGGGGUCUGUCACGCUGUGGCUUCCGGACGUGUGGCCGCUGCAGAAGCACCGACACCCCUGGGGCAGGACCUACCGAGAGGGCAAGCUGGCCAGGUGGGAGUACGAUGAGAGCUACUGCGACGCCGUGAAGAAAACGUCCCCUUACGACUCUGGCCCCCGUCUCCUGGACAUCAUCGACACCGCCGUCUUUGACUACCUGAUCGGCAACGCCGAUCGCCAUCACUACGAGAGCUUCCAGGAUGACGAGGGCGCCAGCAUGCUCAUCCUCCUCGAUAAUGCCAAAAGCUUCGGGAACCCCUCGCUGGACGAGAGGAGCAUCCUCGCCCCGCUCUACCAGUGCUGCAUCAUCCGAGUUUCCACCUGGAACAGACUGAACUACCUGAAGAACGGCGUGCUGAAGUCUGCCUUAAAAUCCGCCAUGGCCCACGACCCCAUCUCCCCCGUGCUCUCGGAGCCCCACCUGGACGCCGUGGACCAGCGGCUCCUGAGUGUGCUGGCCACCGUGAAGCAGUGCACCGACCAGUUCGGGGCGGACACCGUGCUGGUGGAAGACAGGAUGCCCCUCUCCCACCUGUAACUCCCGGCGUGGAGUAACUGAAACUUCUUCACAAAGAUAGAGAAACAGCACAAUCAAGUCCGAAUGGCAUGGGACGGGUUGGCGGCGGCCAGCAGCGAGUCCUGGUGGCGGGGAACAGGGCGGCCUUGCGUUUCUUUGGUGUUUUCCGUCGCAGAAACUAAGGACGGACCGCAAGCUUCGUGCCACGGAAACAUACACUUCCGCAGAGUCGCCCACUCCCACAGCGGCCGCCGCAGCGGGCCAGGCUCACCUCUCGCACCGGAGGACGGGCGGGGGAGGACGGGCAGGGGAGGACGGGCGGGAGUGGCAUCCGCGCAGGCCGGCGCUGGAUCGGUGCUGGGGGUGUGUUCUGAGUUCAUCCGAGAGUCCUUUCGCCGCACCUGCGGAUGUCCCGGGGGCACUUCGCAGACUCUCGGGUCCUUUUCUACCAGGACCGGUCGCACUGGGAAUUGCACUGCCUCCUGAGGGGCGGCAGCGAGUGGACCUGGCGUUCCGUGUGGCCGGAGGGACGGGCCCCGUGGGAGGGUGGGUGUCUGGGACAGAGGUAGCGGGGGGACAAAGGCUUGUGUGGGCCGCUCAGCCAUUAGGCAGUCGGGCCUCUGAGGGGCGUAGAGGCGGGAAGAGGGGAGAGGGAAGGUACAGCUGGCGUCGGGGAGACUCGGUGAGAGCGGGUGCCCCUGUGUUUCAGGUGUGUCCUAAGGUGUGUAAGAGCUCGCGUGGCUCGUACCUGAGCAAAGUCUGCGUUCUCACAGCUGUGUUUAAAUGAACCAAAAAUUGUCUCCGGAGAACUUACUGUUACAACCCAAGCACUAUUCUUUAUGGAGAUUUAUUUUUUCCCUUUUGCCCGGAGGAGACAAACCCUGUCCGAGUUAACGAAGCAAACAAUACCUUGAGUGAGAGUUAGGUUUCCUGUGAUCUGUGCCGUCCUGGUUUCUCUUCUGAGAUGAGUUUCCGCCUCUGCUGCUACGGCCUUUGAAGCUGCUCUUCCCAAGAGACUGGCAGUCCUGACCGUGCCUUUCUUGGGAGAGAGCCGGCUCCCUCUGACCGAUGGCCGUGCGCGCCCCGCUGUGGCUGGGCCCGUCCUAGGGCUGGAGCCACGCGGGCAGCUGGAAAUAGAGACGGGAGCCUUCCGAGCCUUAAAACGAAGGGGGUUGUACCAGGAAGAGCCUUAAGAUUUUGAUUACGUGAAACCCUAAUUCAUCAUCUCAGCUUGUUUGGAGUUUGGAACCCACCUCCCACCGUCCGUUGUUAGCACUCUGAAGCUUCAGGCUGCGAAAACUCGGGCUUAGUUCUGGGCUCUGGCGAAGCGACUAUGGCAUGUAAGCAGUCGUAAGCGGUCAGACACGGGGACGGCAGGCCUGGCGUGCCCCCCGCCCGUGUCCUCGCCCCACGCGGUGCCGGGCGCUGCUGCAGUUCUGUGCCUCUGCCAGGCAGGGACCCGUGUUGGACCGUGUGGUCGAGCACACGCGAUGCCGGCCCCUGGAGACCAGUGCUCGUCAGCCACCCUCUGAAAGGCAGUUUAGGGUCGAAAGAUGACUGUGUCCUGUGACUACUUCAAAAAAAACGUGGAAUUAGGAUACUUUUGUACUUUGUGUAUACAUUUUGAGAUGUACAUGAGUGUGAGCUGAGUUACCGGGAAAGGUUUUGAAUUUAUGAAGACGUAUUAGCACAAGACACUGAACUAGGGUUAGCAGAAGGAGGCCUCGGUCCCCAUUGUAAGGCCUGUGCCCAGAAACCCCCCACGGAGUGGUGGUGGGGGCGUUCCCUGGAGCGUGCUGCCGGGGGAGGGUGCCAGCCCCGCUCUCCGCGGUGAGUGUUGGCUGAACCAGGUCACGGAUCGGUGUCCCCCCGACGCAGGGUCCGGUCUGAGUGUGCUGCGAGCUGGAGGGAGUGGGAGCCGUCCCCAGCCUGGGAGCUUCGUUCCCGGUGCCCGAGGCAGGGCGUCCCACCGAGGCUGGGAGCAGGGGGAGAGCUGCUUCGAAACGGCCCCGUCCUUCUUCAGAACGUUGCCGAGAAGGGGUCAUGCCAUUCUCUUUCCCUGCCGUUUAAAAAUUCGUGCUCUUCCAAGGUGUUCGGAUCUGCAGUGGUUGAAGUUAGGGUUUUGCUAAUAUGACGCUGAGAAUAUAAAUGUAUAUUCAAAGUCAGGAUUGGAUUAAGCAAGAAAAGUAUGUUUAGGUGAAUCUUAAAAUCAGCCGUAAACAUCAAGCUAUAAAAUUUACAAACUAGGUUUUGUUUGAGAAAACAGGCAGAUAUCUUUUCAGAAGUUCUCUAACACUGUCCUCUUGACGGUCCGUUUACUGGCGCCUCGCACUGCUACAGUCAGACACGCCAGGGAGAGGGGUUUUGGUCAGCCCGGGGUAGGGAGCGCUUAGCAGCCUCUGCAGGUGGGCGCAGACACAUCGUAGUAUUGUAGAGCCAGGAAAGUCAGAGCUGACUGCCGAGUCCUCCUGUCCUUCUCCUACUUUUUAAACGUGUUUAUGCCGGAGUUUGAAGGGGAACUACAAGAGAGAGGUUUCAUUCUAAAACUGCUCUUUAAUGUGAGUCUCUAGGGUGGGUUUGGCCAUAAGUAACUUUCUGUGCAAAACAAACCAAUAGAUAGGGUCUGACCCGCUCCGAGUAUCACCCAGUAGCGCGUCAGGGAGCAAGUCCCCCUGCUGGCACUCAGGGUCAGUAGGCCACGUGGAACUGAAGGAGGACGUGGGAGAAUCUGGCAACAUCAAUUGCACAUUGCUUGGGGGAAUUCUCAGUGAAUCCUGUAUGUGGCAGAUUUUCAUCGUUAUCUGAUGGCAACAUGUCCUUCCAAAGAAAUCCAUCUUUUCUCUUAAAAAAAAAAAAAAAAAAAGGCUUUCGGCCCCGCCUUCCCAUCCACCGCACUCCUCCAGCUCUCCUGCAGCUCCCCUGCGGUGGUCUCUGUGCGUCCGCGUCCGAAGGGGAAACCAACCCGCCCCCGCGACGGCAGGACAGCCGCGGUCCGCGAGCGCCGCCUGCAGGCCGUCCCGUGACCUGGGCUUCAGGAAACUCAAGUAGAGGCGUGUGUGUAUAGUCACAGAUGUGUCCUAGCAAGAAAAAACGUAUUUAUUUUGACAGGGAAACGCUGAUUUGCGUUGCUGAAGAGCUCGAAGCCAGUGAAAGGCCCCCCUCUCAGGCUCCGAGCACGACCCUGCAACCCUGCGGGCACAGUGACCAUCAGGUCAGCAAAGGCCCCCCCACCCCAGCAGCCCUGGGGAGCCUGCCCUGCCCGGCACUCCAACGAGCCAGAGAGACGCGACUUCAUGAACCCUCUCGGGCAGGGAAAGCCGGCUCUGCCCACUCUGGUUCCUGAGUGUGGGUUGGAAUGCUAGGGGCUGGGGACUCCGCUGCCACAGGCCGUGAGGAACUGAGGGGUUGCAGACACCCGGUGUGGGGGCACCUGGGAAUAACGCAGUGGGGAGCUAAUUUAUUUGCUUCAACAGGAAGCGUAGGAACCACCCCGUCUGUCCGACCUGCCAGGACCUCGUCUCCCAGCCGCUGCACAGACAGAGGUCGCGCUCAGCGCACCACCCAGCGAGGUGGUGUGCACCCAAGUUUCUGACGUGCUCUGUGGGCUCCAGUUCUGGGAGAAAAAGAAAAUGAAUAAAGAUUUUAAUAAGUA
This is a messenger RNA of Phyllostomus hastatus (greater spear-nosed bat), 5206 nucleotides long. RefSeq names its product FAM20B glycosaminoglycan xylosylkinase (gene FAM20B). Gene Ontology annotation, molecular function: phosphotransferase activity, alcohol group as acceptor. The transcript is spliced from 8 exons. Gene Ontology annotation, biological process: protein phosphorylation. The record is from RefSeq and is a predicted model, not a curated record. Lineage: Eukaryota; Metazoa; Chordata; Mammalia; Chiroptera; Phyllostomidae. Gene Ontology annotation, cellular component: Golgi apparatus. Bases 346 to 1575 code for a protein of 409 amino acids.